UACUUGAAACUCAGUUUUCCCGGGGCACGUUAAAAGAUAUGAAAUUCGAAAUUGACAACGGUCGGUUCGUUGGAGGAAUAAAUCAAGAAAAACUAACUUUGAAUUUUGGCUAAAGGCAAAAUUAAAUAAUCAAAAUUUUAUUAAAUAUUAAAUAGCAAAAAUAAAACUUAUAAAACAAUGCAUACUAAAGUGAUCAUUUCGGUGUUAGUUUUACUCAAUUUGUGUGUAAAUAUAAUGGCAACAUCUCCCACCACUGCAAAAAAGGAAAAGGAAGUGGAAAAAGAUCCCCGCAUUAUUGGCGGCCAAGCGAUCUCCAUACAAAUGGCCCCUUGGCAGGUGUCGGUACGCCUAAAGGUCUACGAAGCGGAGAUGUAUGGCUAUGGCCACAUAUGCGGGGGAUCGGUGAUAUCGCAACGUGUUGUAGUGACGGCAGCUCAUUGUAUACUCAAUCAAAAUGUUAAUCCCAUGGCUUACCGCAGUCCCAAUGAAUUUACUUUGGUAAUGGGCUCUGCUUAUCUAUAUCAAAUUCCCCCUUACACUCUGCAAUAUGAUGUGCUGCAAAUUGCCGUUCAUCUAGGAUUCAAUUUGAACACCAUGCAAAAUGAUGUGGCCAUGUUUGUGAUAAAUGGCUAUAUACCGUGGUCAUGGCCCACAGUGCAAGCGAUACCCUUGAAUACCGUUGCCGAACCGAAUGGUACAUAUUGCACAGUCUCCGGCUGGGGUAAAACCAGUUUGAACACCGACAUAGUUUCGAGCAUACUUAUGGAGGCCACUGUACCCAUUGUGGGCUAUGCCACAUGUGAUAUCAACUAUGGCAACAUUAGCACGGGCAUGUUGUGUGCUGGCUACAUGACCACAGGCGGUGUGGAUGCCUGUCAAGGUGAUUCUGGUGGACCCUUGGUAUGCAAUGGUUACUUGGCUGGCAUAGUUUCCUGGGGUUAUAGCUGCGCUCAGCCUGGAUAUCCUGGCAUUUAUACAAAUGUCUCCUUCUAUGACAAUUGGAUUGUAACCAAUAAUCAAUCGUUCAACUAUAGUUUAUAUUACAACAAUGGAAAUGCUGUAAAGGUGACUUACGGGCUAAGUGCCCUAUUGAGCCUGAGUGUUUUUCUUAUCUUGGCAAAAUAUUUACAAAUAUAAUAUUUCCUUAUAAGAUGAGUGUUUUAAUAGAAAUAUUUUUGAAUUGCCAUAGUUU
Messenger RNA from Stomoxys calcitrans (stable fly), 1192 nucleotides. Its product is annotated as trypsin delta. The record is from RefSeq and is a predicted model, not a curated record. Lineage: Eukaryota; Metazoa; Arthropoda; Insecta; Diptera; Muscidae. The transcript is spliced from 4 exons. The coding region runs from base 178 to 1137 and encodes 319 amino acids. Gene Ontology annotation, biological process: proteolysis. Gene Ontology annotation, molecular function: serine-type endopeptidase activity.